AUGAACAUAUUUAUUCCAAAGACACGACGACCAACUUUUGAACUCUAUUUAAAAAUCCAAGAUCUGUCAAAUAUUCCUUUGGUCACUGGGUUAGUCUUUACAAAAUGGAAUGUAGAUGGCGUUCAUACUCGUGAUUGCAGCGGGCAAACAAAAUGCGAGCCUGUUUUAGAGCACAAAGUAGUAUGGGUUUACGAUACAACGAUACUAGUUCGUUUUGUCAUUGAUCAGGCCAAUACCCUUCGUGAACGCUUUUUAAAUUUUCAAAUUUACAGUGAUUCUCACAGCAGUUCUGGAAUAGUGAGGCUUGGUAGUUUGAAGAUAAAUUUGGCAGAAUAUGUAGGGGUCGGGAUGGAUUCUCGCAAAUAUCUACUCGCUGACAGUAAAAUAAAUGCUACUCUUCGUAUCGGUAUUGGUUUAAAACAACUUUCAGGCGCCGACAACUUUCACGUCGCUAAAAAGCUGGGAAAGCCUCAAGUAUUUAGCGGUUUAACUGGCUUAUUGACUGAGGGAAAAGAACUAAAACGAAGGGACGACGAAGCAGCGAUUGCUCCCGGUCUUGCCUCCAAUUGGGCUGAAAAAAUGCUAACGUCUAUCAAAGACUUUAAUCAAAAGACCAGUAUGUUUCAUAUGCAUACAAAAAAUAAUAAAUACGACACAAAACAAAUCGUUGAUGAUAUCUUUUUUGGUGGAUCUGGUUGGGCCGAAAGGCCUGUGCUAGCGGAAAUUUCAGAUGGUACAACUGAUCCUAGUUUGGUUGCUUUGGAAAUUCGUCAAAGAUCAUGGGUACUUCCAAGUGAAAAAGAACAAGGUAAGCCUUUCCUUUAG
Messenger RNA from Schizosaccharomyces osmophilus, 825 nucleotides. Its product is annotated as cortical variant C2 domain protein. The record is from RefSeq and is a predicted model, not a curated record. Lineage: Eukaryota; Fungi; Ascomycota; Schizosaccharomycetes; Schizosaccharomycetales; Schizosaccharomycetaceae. The coding region runs from base 1 to 825 and encodes 274 amino acids. The transcript has a single exon.